CCAACGAUGAAACACCUGGAUGAUGAGGCUAACGACAUCCCUGAUGACAAUGACGACGAUGAUGAUAUUGACGAAGAAAACGACAGCGAUGAUUUUAGUAAAAAUAGGAAGAAACAGCGUCGUAAUCGUACGACCUUCACCACCUACCAGUUGCACGAGCUUGAGCGCGCCUUCGAGAGGUCACAUUAUCCGGACGUUUACAGCAGGGAGGAGUUGGCCUUGAAAAUCAACUUGCCAGAGGUCAGAGUACAGGUGUGGUUUCAGAACAGACGAGCUAAAUGGCGACGGCAGGAGAAGAACGAAUUCGCCAAACUGAGCGACUGCCACACAGUCCAAGCCAUACCUAAGUUGCCCAAGACAUUGAACCUGGAACCAUCCUCGCUGCCCUUGGAUCCCUGGCUGACCCCUGCUAUAUCCGGCAUGACGUCAUCAUCCUACCCCAUGGCACACCCGGCCUGUGUAAUGAGCAGUCCAAGCAGCAGAUCAUUCCCAGAAUACCUCCCGGCAUCGAUGUCGUCACCAUGCAGCAAUCUGACCUCUCACCUCCAGGGACUCUCCGGCGUCUUUGGCCCGGUUAUGUCCGGUCGAGGCCGGACAGGCAACCAUUUCGACAUAAACAAUGACAAGAAUUAUCAUUACCCACCUCUGCGUAUUCGUACACGAGACCGGUUCUGA
This is a messenger RNA of Candidula unifasciata, 675 nucleotides long. The record is from the annotation of a GenBank genome assembly. Lineage: Eukaryota; Metazoa; Mollusca; Gastropoda; Stylommatophora; Geomitridae.